Messenger RNA from Funneliformis geosporum, 1503 nucleotides. The record is from the annotation of a GenBank genome assembly. Lineage: Eukaryota; Fungi; Glomeromycota; Glomeromycetes; Glomerales; Glomeraceae.
AUGGCAAAAGGCCUUAACGAAGAAUACAUCUUGAAUAUCCUAGAAAAUUUAUCGGAGAAUCCAAAUGAUUUGUACACUUGCAUGCAACUAAAUCAUCGUUGGUCAAACAUUGCGGUGACCAUUCUUUGGAGAAAUCACCCAUGGAAGCAUACAUUUUAUUCAAUAAAAUUUUGGAAACCCAUCUCUUACACAAUCCUUUUGUCAUUCCCAAAACACGUUAAAGAAUUACUCGUUUUAAAUAAUAUCUCCAAAUCUAGCAUCAUUAAUCGAGAACCAAUGUACGAUUACGUUUCAUCUUGUCGAUAUCUAUCAAAGAAUUUGAUAGCGAAAAUCGCUCAUGGUAUCUUAUAUAAAAAGAAUUACAAGACCAAUUAUAAUUUUUAUAAUAAUCAAUAUUAUUUGAUUGAUGAAUUAUGGAAAUUAUUUUUAAAUGGCUCACAAAAGAUCGAUCAUUUCAUUUUACCUUGCGAUCAAUCACUGAAUCAAUUUUAUGAAAAGGGAGAAUUUAAUUCAAAAUUUCAAACCAUAACAAGAUUAGAAUGUUCUACUAGAAUUUCACCAGAUAUUUACGAUCAAUUAUCAAAAGUUUCAAAAAACAUAUCUGAAUUAAUCAUUUACAUUUAUUUUAAUUAUCCAAACUAUGAUAAUCAAGGAUUGGCCACUUUGAUAUCCUUACAAAAAAAUUUGAGACGCAUUAGAUUCAUUUCCUAUGAUUAUGAAUUCAAUAAUAAGGAAUGUCCAAACAUAUCAAGCUCAUUACAACAUUUGACAAAAUCAUUGAUUUCACUUGAAUUCAAAGAAGAAGAUAUCUCAUACAUAUCAUUAAAACACGUCAAUCCUUUUUUGACCAAUUUACGAUAUUUAUCAAUAGAUCUGGGAAAGGAGAAUAUCUUCAUCAAUAAUGGAUUGGAUUCAUUAAAUUCGAUGAAAUUACCUUCCUUGGAGAUCUUAGAGAUCAAAUUGUCGGAAAUCAAUUCGCUUGACCCAUUUAUCUCCCUUUUACAAAAGACAAAAUAUACCAUUAAAAAGAUUCAAAUUGAAACCAAAGAAUUAAAUAAGAAAAACAUAGACUUGGUCUCAGAUUACAUCAACACGAUAACAGCGUAUUGUCCAAAUAUAGAGAGUCUGAACCUUUGGGUGAAUAGCAAUGUGCUUAAUGACAUUGAAAUAUUAUUUAGUUCUUGCAUGAAUUUAAAAUAUCUCAAACUUGAAACGAUAGGAGGUGGUGGGGAUGAUGAGAUUUUGGAAGCCGACCCAUUUCUUAAAUUAAUCCCUUCAAAAGUAUUGAGGGAUUUGAAAAAGAUCGAUUUGAUCGGAAGAUGGAAUUUUAAUAAUGAGGAAUUGGAGGAUUUUCUGAUCAGGUCUGAACAUCAUGAAAAUUUUGGUUUGGGAAUAGAAUUUCAUUGCGUCAAAGGUGAUAAAGGCAGGUUUGAAGAAAUUUGUGGUAAAUACAAAGAAAAAGGAAUCUUGAAAAGAUGUAAUUUUGAAAUCAUCAACGCCUAG